This is a messenger RNA of Agelaius phoeniceus (red-winged blackbird), 4579 nucleotides long. RefSeq names its product protocadherin alpha-C2-like. The record is from RefSeq and is a predicted model, not a curated record. NCBI's taxonomy places the organism in Eukaryota, Metazoa, Chordata, Aves, Passeriformes, Icteridae. Gene Ontology annotation, biological process: homophilic cell-cell adhesion. Gene Ontology annotation, cellular component: plasma membrane. Gene Ontology annotation, molecular function: calcium ion binding.
AUGGGCGAGCGUUGUUGUGCGGCGCUGGUGCGGGUGCUGGUGCUGCAGGCGGCCUGGGCGCUGUCGGGCGGGCAGGUGCGCUACUCGGUGCCGGAGGAAGCCAAGGCCGGCACGGUGGUGGGCCGUCUGGCGCAGGACCUGGGCCUGGAGGCGGGCGAGGCGGAGGCGCGGCGGCUGCGGCUGGUGGCGCAGGGCCGGCGGGCGAGCGUGGAGGUGAGCGGGGCGAGCGGCGCGCUGCUGGUGAGCUCGCGGCUCGACCGGGAGGAGCUGUGCGGCAAGAGCGCGCCGUGCGCGCUGCGCCUGGAGGUGCUGCUGGAGCGGCCGCUGCGCGUCUUCCAUGUGCAGCUGGAGGUCACCGACAUCAACGACAAUGCCCCCGUCUUCCCCGCCGCCCGGAAAAACCUCAGCAUCGCGGAAUCGUCUCUGCUGGGGUCUCGUUUCCCACUGGAGGGGGCGUCGGAUGCGGAUAUCGGGGCGAACGCGCAGCUCACGUACACACUCAGCCCCAGCGAAUAUUUUACACUCGAUGUGAAAUCGUCGGAUGAAAACAGAAAGUCUCUGUUUCUGGUACUCGCAAAUUCCUUAGACCGCGAGACAAUUCCCGUGCACCGGUUGGUGCUGACGGCGACUGACGGGGGCCGGCCGUCUCUGACGGGGACAAUGGAGCUGGUGAUCUCGGUGCUGGAUGCGAACGACAAUCCGCCCCAGUUCAACCAAUCCGUGUAUAAAGUGCAGCUGCCGGAGAACGCUACAGAGGGGACGCUCGUAGUACGUGUGAAUGCCACGGAUCCGGACGAAGGAAGCAAUAAGGAGUUUUCUUACAGCAUCUUGGGUUCGACUCCUAUUGGUAACAAAGAACUCUUUACUAUUGACACCAAGACGGGCGAGAUCAGACUGAAGAGUACUUUGGACUUCGAAGACGUUCGUUUACAUGAAUUGCAAGUCGAAGCGACGGAUAAAGGGACACCACCGCUGUCGGGUCACUGCAGCGUGGAGCUGAAGGUGCUGGACGUGAACGACAACGCGCCGGAGGUGUGGGUGACGUCGCUGUCGGUGCCGGUGGCGGAGGACGCGUCGGUGGGGACGGUGGUGGCCCUGCUGAGCGUGUCGGACCGGGACUCGGGGGAGAACGGUCGCGUGCGGUGUUGGGUGUGGCCGGCGUCGCCGUUCGGUCUGGAGGCGACGUUCUUGGGCUCGUACUCGCUGGUGCUGCGCGAGGCGCUGGACCGGGAGCGGGUGUCGGAGUACGAGGUGGAGGUGCGUGCGGAGGACGGCGGGGCGCCGGCGCUGCGCGCCAGGCGCGGGCUGCGGGUGCCGGUGUCGGACGUGAACGACAACGCGCCCUUGUUCGCGCAGGCCGUGUACACGGUGCUGGCGCGGGAGAACAACGCGGCGGGCGCGGAGCUGGCGCGGCUGUGGGCGCGGGACCCGGACGAGGCGGCCAACGGGCGCGUCAGCUACUCGGUGUGGGACGGCGGCCUGGGCGUGGGCGUGGGCGGCGGGGCGGCGGGGUCGUCGUCGUCGUCGGGUGGCAUGGGGUGGCGUCCGGCGUCGAGCUACGUGUCGGUGGACGCGGAGAGCGGGCGCCUGUGGGCGCUGCAGCCCUUGGACUACGAGGAGCUGCAGGUGCUGCAGUUCGAGGUGCGCGCGGUGGACGCGGGGGAGCCGGCGCUGAGCGGCAACGCCACGGUGCAGCUGUUCGUGCUGGACGAGAACGACAACGCGCCGGCGCUGCUGCCGGCCGCGGGCUCGGCAGCGGAGGCGGCGGCGGCGGCGGCGCUGGCGGGGGCGGGCUCGGAGUCGGGCACGCUGUGGGCGUGGGCGGCGUGGGGGGCGCCGGCGGGGCAGGUGGUGGCCAAGAUCCGCGCCGUGGACGCCGACUCGGGCUACAACGCGUGGCUGCGCUACGAGCUGUGGGAGCCGCGGGGCAAGGGCCCGUUCCGCGUGGGGCUCUACAGCGGCGAGGUGAGCACGGCGCGGGCGCUGGACGAGGCGGACGGGCCUCGCCAGAGGCUGCUGAUCGUCGUGCGCGACCACGGCGAGCCGGCGCGCUCGGCCACGGCCACGCUCAGCGUGUCGCUGCUCGAGGCCGCCGAGGCGGCGCUGGCCGCGGGAUCCUCGGCGGCGUCGUCAUCGUCGUCGUCGUCGGCGGUGUCGCGCUCGGCGGCGGGCGCGGAGCUGGGGCCCGGCGCGGCGAGCGCGGCCACCAACGUGUGGCUGGUGGUGGCCAUCUGCGCCGUGUCCAGCCUCUUCCUGCUGGCCGUGGUGCUGUACGGGGCGUCGCGCUGGGCGCCGCGGGCGGCCGUGCUCUCGGGGCCCGGGCCCACGACGCUCGUGUGCGCCAGCGAAGUGGGCAGCUGGUCCUACUCGCAGCGCCACAGCCGCAGCCUGUGCGUGGCGGACGGCGCUGCCAAGAGCGACCUCAUGGUUUUCAGCCCCAACUUCCCUCCGCCGCCGCCCGGCCCUGCAGCCAAGGACACGCAGCCGGAGCCCUCCGCUCUCCUCGGCACGCCAAAACACCCCAACCCGGACUGGCGCUACUCUGCAUCCCUGAGGGCAGGAAUGCAAAGUGCUGUGCAUAUGGAGGAGGCAGGAGUCCUGCGUGGAGGAGCAGCAGGGCCUGACCAGCAGUGGCCAACAGUCUCCAGUGCUACUGCAGAACCUGAGGCGGGAGAGGUGUCCCCCCCAGUGGGAGCUGGUGUGAACAGCAACAGCUGGACCUUUAAAUUCGGACCCGGCAAUUCCAAACAAGGUGGUCCUGGUGAGUUGCCAGACAAAUUCAUUAUCCCAGGAUCUCCUGCAAUCAUCUCCAUCCGGCAGGAGCCACCAAACAACCAAAUUGACAAAAGUGACUUCAUAACCUUUGGCAAGAAAGAAGAGACCAAGAAAAAGAAGAAAAAGAAGAAGGGGAACAAGACUCAGGAGAAAAAAGAAAAGGGCAACAGCACCACUGAGAACAGUGACCAGUGAGGGAGUUAUACUGAAAAAACCCUCUUAGCCAGUUUUUGUAAUAAUGGCAGAUUUCUCCUAUGUAGCAAAUCCCAACUUCUUCCUAUUGUUAACAAAUUUCCUGUAUAUACAGACUUGAGAAAAUCAGCAGGAAAUUCAGUGUCUGUCUAAAUUGCUUAACAGGUUUUGUCUUAAAAGCUUUAUUAAGUCUGGUGUUAACUCUUUUUCUCCACUCUGGCUUGUUUUCAGAAUCUAAAAAGCAGACACAAGUUUCCUUUCUCCUACGCCGAAAAGGAGAAUCUUCACAGUACAGCCAGUGAGAGGUUGGACUCUGCACUGUGGUUCCUGUGCUCCUGUCUUGAUGACACUUACAGGACAGGUUUAAAAGUUUUAAUGUUGUGCACCCUCUAUCUGAUUGGAAAUAUUUGUGUGCAGAUGUCAGCUAGGUGAUACGAGAUCAGAUUAUAAAAUGCAAGAAGAGCUGGUAAAUAUGCAACAGAGGAAACACCUAAUGAACACAAAUGUUCAAAGAUGUUCAGGCUGGGGAGAAAAUGUCUGAAAGGAGAUGAGCAGACUUAUCAAAUCCUGAGAAGUCACUGUGUGGAAAUACUGACUCCUAUACUUGACGUAUUGUACACACUGCUUCAAAUGAAACCUCACAUUUACAGCUCUUUAAGACACCAUAAAUUCUAUCUCUUUACCAAGCAAGCCAUUGGAAAAAUUGUCCCUUAAAGCCCUGCAUUGCCCUGGUAAGGCUAGCCCUCAGAGAGUAACAAGGGCUGGGCUGACAUCCCAGGAAUGUAACUGUGAUGCUGUGUGUCCCUAUUUCCACAUAAUUUUGCACAUUAUGUCUCUGAAAAGGUCAGAGUUUUUCCACGACACUUAUGCAAAAGAGAGAAAAAAAGUAACAUUAACUAUGCUAUUUGUUAUUUGAGAUAUUUAUUUAUAAAGAAAUAUAGCUGUAAAUGUUAAAGAAAUAUGAUGCCCUUUAACCCAAACAGAAGUCAGUCUAGAGCCAUUAUAAAUUACAAUUGCUGCUAUUAAAGUGCUUUAGAAAAAUUGCCUGAAACAUCUGUAUUAUAUCGGCCACUUGCCAAUCACAGCUUUAUUCUGUCGGGUGACUUGGGGGCUGCCUCUUGCAUGUAAUAAUAAAUACAAGAAUAUCUUUUUUUUUUUGCAUUAUUCUGCACUUUGAAUACACCUUUGCAAACAAACUGUCCUAAUAUGAAGAAGCAGAAGCGAACUCCUCACACAGAUGGAUUUACUAACCUGCUAGCUCUGUGCAGUACCUUGGUGUUACCUCCCACACGACCUUUUCUGAUUUUAGUUUUACUUUUCUAUGAGAUUAUGAAUUUCUGACCCUACUAACACUCCUUAUGUAAAAUUCAAGUACUGUAUGUAUGCUGUAUGCUCUUAUAAGAAUCCUGAAAUAUUUAUUCUGUGCUUGUGUAUGUGAAUGUCAAUGCAACUAUUAUUAGAGUGGACUUUAAGCUUUACCGUUGAAUGUAAAUUCAUUAUUUCUUUUUUGUACACUUGUGGAAAAGUGGAGUAGUGUUAAUUUUUUAAGCCACUGUUGAUUAUCAGUUUCUUUUGUGUAUGAAACACAAGUAAAAUAUCUUUCUUAAACCAA